Molecule: messenger RNA, 4957 nt
Organism: Triplophysa rosa
Lineage: Eukaryota; Metazoa; Chordata; Actinopteri; Cypriniformes; Nemacheilidae
Gene: jph3a
Product: junctophilin 3a
Exons: 5
Coding region: 897-3551 (884 amino acids)
Biological process (GO): regulation of synaptic plasticity
Cellular component (GO): endoplasmic reticulum membrane; junctional membrane complex; plasma membrane
Source: RefSeq, a predicted model, not a curated record
GGGGAAUGGGUUAGGGUGGAACAGUCCUGUAAUGAGCAUAUUCCAGAGACACUGAGCAUCAUAUGGCUUCAGACCAUCACUGAUACACACCUUCAAAUAUGCAAAUAAAGAUGAACGAGGAAAGGACCAAAGAGCAGGAUUAACCAGAUUCUUGAUGCUUUUCAUCAGUCUUCCAGGAAAGAAGCUUCACCUCCAUACCACAGCAGGAGCGCAGAAGGGAAAAGAGAGCGAGAGAGGGAGAGAGAGCAGCAUCAGAAAAACUGCUGUGCCAGAUUGAUCUCAUUGAAUGCAUUAGAGAGGAAAUCCUGUCAUUUUUAUUUUCAAAACAUGACCUAGAGGGACAUCCGAGAGUCUUCCGUGCAUCUAGGGUACAGAUUCCCUCCCGUACGUCUACAUUUUUGCCAGCAGUUUGCGGUACGUUUGGGGCCGUGUAACGUAUGGUUGAGUGUAUCAAUGCUUCUGCUGUGUGGAUCUGUGUGGCUGUUGAAAAAAACUAGGCCUCGUUUUCCUGCCGAUCUCCACGCAGGAUACGCGGAGCGUGUCUGUGAGCCUCAGCCAGCUGGGACCGUGCGGCGAGAAAGGGAGAAGCUUGCCAUCUGCAUGCCCCUUGGAAGUAGCAUGCAUAAAAAAGACGUUCAUGACCAAAGGCCAUGCACAAACAGGCCGGAGCUAUAACACCAGGACAGUAGCCCUGGGACAUUUAUUUCCACCCCUUUAAAUUUUCUGGACUCAAAAGGCACUGUUUUUUCUGUACGUUUGAAACUUACUUGAAGGACGGAAAGAGCGUUGCUGCAACGUGUUCAUCUACUUUAUCGCAGUCUUCCUUUUUUUGCUCGCCGUUUGCUUCUUUUAACUCCACUUGACGUUCUGAAGAUUUGCCAGAACCUGUUUCAUGCAUGUCCACUGGAGGCAGGUUUGACUUUGAUGAUGGGGGGUCGUACUGUGGAGGGUGGGAACAGGGUAAGGCGCAUGGCCGGGGGGUCUGCACGGGUCCCCAGGGCCAGGGCGAAUAUGCCGGGGCCUGGAGCCACGGAUUUGAAGUUCUCGGAGUGUACACGUGGCCCAGCGGGAACAGUUAUAAAGGAACCUGGGCGCAGGGCAAAAGGCAUGGCAUCGGUGUGGAAAGCAAAGGGAGGUGGGAAUACAAGGGUGAAUGGACGCAAGGGUUCAAAGGCAGGUAUGGGAAGUUGGAAAGCACCAGCAGCGGUUCUUGUUACGAGGGCACCUGGAGCAAUGGCCUGCAGGAUGGAUACGGCUCGGAGACCUACUCCGAUGGAGGAACAUACCAGGGCCAGUGGUUGAGCGGCAUGCGGCAUGGCUAUGGUGUGAGACAGAGUGUGCCUUAUGGCAUGGCAGCCAUCAUCUUCUCCCCCAUGUGCACAUCUAUAAAUUCCCUUCGAUCCGAUCACAGCGAAGGGGCGCCCACUCCAGAAGAUGGCUCUGGUGUCAGCGGGGUUUCUGGGAGUCCUGUGGGCCGCAGCGGGUUUGUACUUUGCGCUCACAGCGACACAGACAGGCACAGGAAGAGGAAAGGACGCUUCCGACAGUCCAUACUGAGCGGUUUGAAGUUGCGGAGAUCUGAGUCCAAGAGCUCUCUGGCAAGCCAGUUAAGCAAACAGAGUUCCUUUUGCAGCGAAGCAGGUAUGAGCACGGUUAGCUCAGCUGCCUCAGACAUCAAUUCCAAUGUCAGCUUGGGUGACACAGAGGCGGGGGGCAGCGUGGACGCCACAGUGACCGAGACCUAUGCUGGCGAAUGGAGGAACGACAUGCGAUCGGGGUGGGGCGUGACCCAUCGCUCUGAUGGGCUUCGUUAUAUAGGUGAAUGGUGUGGAAACAAGAGGCAUGGCUACGGCUGUACCACCUUCCCUGACGGAACCAAGGAAGAGGGAAAAUACAAGCAGAACGUUCUGGUGAGUGGCAAGAGGAAAAACCUCAUACCACUCCGCACCAGCAAAAUCCGAGAGAAGGUGGAUCGCGCCGUGGAAGCUGCUGACAAAGCCGCGGACAUAGCCAAGCAGAAGGCAGAGAUCGCAUUGUCCAGGAUGAGCCACGCUAGAGGGAAGGCCGAGGCUGCGGAAGGGGUUGCACUGAGAGCUCUGGAGGAGUGUCGUCUGGCCAGGGCCAUUGCCAAAGAACUCUCGCCCUCCUUUCAUCAUUAUGUGAACGGAUUGGAGUGCCAGAGACCAAAGCAUCAGGAGAGGAAAGAGAAAGACAUGGAGGUGAUCUCCACCGGCACCGAGAGCCCAGAGCUCUGUACACCAGACACAACACCCCCCGCCCAGACGCCCGACCUGAGUCCAAUACUGAGCAACCCUUCCUCGCCCCCCUGCAGCCCGCCAACCCAUCGCACUAGGAACACUUGCUUCAUGCGCCAGAGUGCCAUGGAUGAACAAGGAGGAGCUGAGAUUCAGGUUCUGGUGGAAGGCAGAGGGAUGGACAACACGAGAGGGGGAGCCAACAGCUGGACCACUGACGUUUAUCCCCACAGAAGGGGAAGCAAGGGGGAGAGCAGCCGCUCCACAACUCCAUCUUUACUGGAAGAGGAAAUUGGUCACAUUAAUGGACAUGAGACAAACUCCUCGAGCCAUCACCCGUGGGAGAACGGCUCCUCCAAUCACAAGCCCAUUGAGCAUAUGGCCUCCGACAAAGUGCGGGAUCAGAUGUCCUCCGGUCAAAAGCUCUGGAAGCACGUUUCUUCAAAUCCAAAAUCCAGGGAGCGUACAGUUUCCAGGGAAAGAGAAUGGGAGCAUACGGCGUCCAAUCACGUCGACUGCGACACUUCCAAGUUCAAACCGCAGGUGCACAUAUAUUCCAAUCACAAGUCGGUGGGUCACACUUUAUCCAAUCACAAGUCCAAUGAGCAUGUUUCUUCCAAUCACAAACCAAAGGAGUUUAUUUCCUCUCACGCCAAACCACACGUUUCGUACCAUUAUAACCCCCCAGAGCAUGUGUCCUCUUAUCACAAGCAACACGAGCAUGUCCACUCCAACCACAAGCCAAGAAAGUCCUUCACCAAUCAUGCGCCCGGCGAGUCGAAUGCCAACCAGCCAUCAGACCGCGGCGCCAACAACUCCACUCUGGGAUGGACUGUGGAAAACAAUUCCCAGUGGAUCUCUUCCCAUUCACAUCUGCAGGAGAAAGAAGGAGAGAACGACUAUCGGGUUGAAAUGAGCUUCCAGCCCUCAGACUCAGUUUCCCAACAGAACUUCCCGGCCAACACGAAAUGCCUGAGCCUCCAAGGGCACAAUUUGCAAAGAAUGCGUCAGCGAAACCACGAUGGCAAGGAAUGGGGUCUGUCAGGCCGGGAGGGCUCCAUGGACUCUGUGCAGAUGCUUGACACGUUGAAUGUCGGGGUUGACGUGGAGGAAUGGCCUUUGCACAGGGACAUUACUCUUUCACCCCCUUUAUCAUCUUCUCCAGAAAACCUGGAACAAGAUGUAGAGCAUCUGAACCUGAUCAAGACAAACUCAGGCUCCAGCUCUGUCCUGGUUGUCAUGGUGAUAUUACUCAACAUCGGUGUAGCCAUUUUGUUCAUCCAUUUCUUUAUUUAAUCAUAGGGCCUAUAGAAUGUCAAUAACAGCACUGGCAUCAAGAUUAAGAUAUGCACACAAUGCACACUUAGCAUUGUCUUAUUAUAAGGAACCCAAAAAUUACCGUAGUAAAUAUCUGCGUAAGAUGUUGGUCCGUGUACAUUGUAAACUUCUUUUACGGUUCAAUUUAUUAUAUAAUUCCAUCGUAAUCCAUUAGUUAACUUUGCUUAAUUUUGUCCCCGAUUCACAAUAAAAGGUCCAUUUACGAUAUUCUGUAAAUUUCACAGACAUUUAGAUUUUUCGUAAACGGCACAUCACAUCUAAACAUUUUUUUUGCAAUUAUUUAUUUUGUUUGAAAAGACACAUCAAGCCUAAGACAUUGAGUCACGGGACUAUGAAGAUGAUUGUGGUUUUAUGUACUAUGAUAUAGUUGAUGUAAGGUGCAAUUCGCACGAAUAUUUAACCAACCAGUUUGAGACUACAUGCCCCCCCCUCACUAUAUUCCAGGGUAACAGCCCUAUAUAAUCGCUGCAGUCACAUCACAAAAACCAACUCUUUCAUUUACAUGGUGGUAAAAGCUGUCUUAAAGGGCUUCAUCAUAGCGCAUCUUCACUCAAACAAAUACUCAUGAGUUUUGCAUAAGUUAAGCCUGCAGAAAUCUUUCCACACCGCCUUCCGAAUCACUGAAUUUCAGCACAAUCCAGUCGUGUAGUUCAUUUAGACACAUUCACUGCUAUGCCAGACUCACUACUGAAGAAACCACAGCGUUUCCUCGUACACCGUGUGACAUCACAUCUGCUAUUCGACGUAAAAGUACAACAGAGGCGCGGCGGGUGGUUGCGUAUUUCAUCCAGUUUGAGACUGUUACCUUAUGACCACUGCUUUCGAUAUGUAUUCUAUAUUACUGAACAUCUUUUAACAAGUUUGCAAGAUAUCAUUGAUAUGCUGAGUGCCUUUUUUAAUUGAGAAACCAUCCCAGCGAGCAGGUUAUGUACAUACAGGUGACCUCUCAUACGAAGAUCACGCGGAACGGUUCGUCUCGAUCCGACCCCACCUUUGAACGAAUCCAAGUCGGCUUGAAAUCUGAGCCUAAGCCUGUGGAGAUUUUUACAGCAUGUUUGUUAGCCUGUUUUCUUCUGCUCUUAACUCUGUGUGAUUUUUCUGCCUGUCUCUCUGUCCAGCAACUUAGAUAACAAUUUGGACUGAAAGCAGUGUUAAAAUACCAGCUUAUGUUUCUCAGUGGGACCUGACUGACAUCUUCGAAAUUAUUGAAUGAUAAACUGCUAUUGUAUAUUUUAUACUACUCAUCCGGUGAUAUCAUCCUGUUGUGAGAUCAUUGCAUGCCUAAGCAUGCCCUUUCUUACGCAAUGAUUUAUGAGAUUGUUUCCAAGUUAUGUGGAAAAUUAAUAAAAUGUUUGAGGUUACGC